Messenger RNA from Etheostoma spectabile (orangethroat darter), 2158 nucleotides. RefSeq names its product caspase-2-like. The record is from RefSeq and is a predicted model, not a curated record. Gene Ontology annotation, biological process: proteolysis; regulation of apoptotic process. Gene Ontology annotation, molecular function: cysteine-type endopeptidase activity. NCBI's taxonomy places the organism in Eukaryota, Metazoa, Chordata, Actinopteri, Perciformes, Percidae.
CCCGCGGAAGUUAGUCGUGUGUGGGAAAAGGACGGGAUGUUUGAAAUAGCAUUAAACACGACGACAUUUUACUGUGCCUUUUUGACGAUUUGAUCAUCUGUUGCAGAAACAGGGGAACGUCUGUUGGAGCAAAAUGUUGGAGUGUGGCAUGCUGGAGCGGGACAAACGGGCUCUUCGGAGAGGCUCCAAUAUUCUCAUCAAACAGCUAGUGGUGGAUGAGCUGCUCAUACAGUCCUUACAGGCAGACGACAUCCUAACCGAAAGCAUGGCAGAGAGCAUCAUGGCUGAGCAAACGUCUCAGAAACGAAGCUGGCGCUUACUACUACUCUUGCCAAAACGGGGACCCCGAGCCUUUAGCAGCUUCUGCUCAGCUCUGCGUGAAACUGAGCAGCAGCACCUGUAUGACCUGCUGACACAAUCCCCAGAAAAAGAUGGCAAAGAUAUGCCUGUAGAGAUUAUUCAGCCUGAGGAAGAGCCCGAGGGAAAUACAGGCCGACUUGUAAUGCCGACCGCAGAAAAGAAGAGAGAGACAUCCUCAGUAGACAGAGAAGAAGAGAGUGAGGUGAGCAGCACCUCGUCAUGUCCAGUCCAAACCUCAGAUAGCUGCCUGCGGUCAGAGUCACCAUUCAGAGGAUUAAUCCCAGUCAGGGAGGAAGACAGGAUGACAGAGAGACAGCGGACAAAGAAAAGAGGAAGAGAUAAGCAGACAGAUAGGUGUGUGGACUCUUCUCUUCCAUUUCCCACCCAAGAAGAAAUUGCUGCCAAGAGAGGAAGGACACAUGCAGAGGCCAUGGAGUUUAGUCUGGAUGCAGAUAGUCCCAUCAACACUCCUGCUCCGUGCACUCCCGACUUUUACCUCUCUCGCUGCCAUCAGUCUUACAAAAUGAAUUUCCCUCGUGGUCUUGCUUUGGUGAUCAGUAACGUGACCUUUGAUCCUUGUGCGGCGCCGGACCUCGACCCUAGAAAGGGAGGUGAGGUGGACGACGAGGUCCUCAGGAAGGUCUUCACAGAGCUGGACUACCUAGUUACAGUCCACAGAGACCUCACUGCUCAGAACAUGAGGUCGUGCAUUGAGAACUUUUGCAGUCAACCAGACCACCGGACAGUGGACAGCUGUGUGGUGUGUCUGCUCUCCCACGGAGUGGAUGGAGCCAUAUAUGGUACAGAUGGACAGCUCCUGCAGCUGGACUGGGUGUUUAAAUCCUUUGACAACGCGCACUGUCCCCUGCUACAGAACAAGCCAAAAGUCUUUUUCAUCCAGGCCUGCAGAGGAGAGGAGAUGGACUGUGGUGUCGAGCAGAUAGAUGGGCCAGCGAGGACCUGCUCACCAUGCUGUGAACAGCUGGAUGCUGGAAGGGAAGGACAGGGUGAUGCCCACUGUAGACAGAGAGGGGACAUUGGGAGGCCCAGGAUUAAACUGCCCCAGCGGUCUGACAUGAUCUGUGGCUUUGCAUCGCUCAAAGGUCAGAGAAUUUGCACAGCAGCCAUGCGGAACACCAAGAGAGGAUCCUGGUUUAUCCAGGAACUUAACACAGCACUGCGCCUCCAAGCCAGAGACACACACCUUUCAGACAUCAUGGUGCAGGUCAAUAGGCGUAUUAAGGAGCGGGAGGGUUAUGCUCCUGGCACCGCCCACCAUCGCUGCAAAGAGAUGUCGGAGUUCACCAGCUCAUUGUGCAAAGACCUCUACCUUUUCCCCAAGUACCAGCCCCAGUAUUGACUAAUACACACACACACACAGAGAGCAUUCCUUGCAUUGAAGCCUCUCAAUAAGGGCAAACAAUGUUCAUUCCACUCCAAUUACUGCCACACACUCACACAUUCCUUAGUUACAACUUCACUUCCAAACAGGAUUGAUUCAUUCAUAUUUUCUGUGUAAAUACUGCCUCCUCAGACAUGCACAAACACACACUUGUGCAUACACUCACAUCAAUCUUGGAAAUAAAAAAGGAGCCAGCUUAUGUUGCUUGCUUAUGUCAGCUUAUAUAACACAUUAGCAUACAACUUACUUGUGUGUCUGUGUCAAUGCUAGUUAGAGGAGUUUGUGAUAAUUCUUUUUAGACAAAGACAGAAUCGUAUUUCAUUGUUUUCCUACUGCACAGCUACAGUACUUUGAGGUUCCACUCUCUCUUUUUAAGAUGUAUUUUGUACACAGAUC